Puntigrus tetrazona (Sumatra barb) is the source of this 842-nucleotide messenger RNA. RefSeq names its product transcription factor HES-5-like. The transcript is spliced from 2 exons. Bases 29 to 490 code for a protein of 153 amino acids. Lineage: Eukaryota; Metazoa; Chordata; Actinopteri; Cypriniformes; Cyprinidae. Gene Ontology annotation, biological process: regulation of neurogenesis; regulation of transcription by RNA polymerase II; anterior/posterior pattern specification. The record is from RefSeq and is a predicted model, not a curated record. Gene Ontology annotation, cellular component: nucleus. Gene Ontology annotation, molecular function: protein dimerization activity; DNA-binding transcription factor activity, RNA polymerase II-specific; RNA polymerase II cis-regulatory region sequence-specific DNA binding.
UCAGAGAAACUUCUCUCCAUCUGAAAGAAUGGCUCCAACCUACAUGACUGACUACUCUAAACUUUCCAACAAGGAAAAGCAUAAAUUAAGAAAACCAGUGGUGGAAAAGAUGCGCCGUGAUCGCAUUAACAACUGCAUCGAGCAGCUCAAAUCUAUGCUGGAGAAGGAGUUUCACCAGCAAGAUCCAAACACUAAGCUGGAGAAAGCUGACAUCUUGGAGAUGACGGUGGCUUUUCUGAAGCAGCAACUGCAGCCCAAGACCUCAGCUCCACAGAAUGCCCACUUUGAUGGCUACUCCCAGUGUUGGAGGGAGACUAUGAGCUUCUUAUCUGGAAACACCAAGGUGGAUGCUGUACGUCAGCAUCUGAAACACUACCAAGAAGGCCAGAGACCAUCUGAAGAGCUUAUUCAUGUGUCUCCAGCUUCCCAUCAGCCCAUCAAGGUCAAGCAGGAACCAUGUGCUCACAUACCUCUCUGGAGACCCUGGUAGACCAUGAAAGACUUCCACUGAAAAACUAGAUGGUGGUUUUACCAUCUCUUAUGCUGUAGGAGAUCCUUCCUUUUUUCUAUAUUAUUUUCUUGUGAAAGAAUGUGUUUUUAUGGUGCUUCUACUUAGUUUAUGAAUGGAAAUGGGUUUUACAAUGUGAAAGUCUCAUUUUCUACAGGUGAUUAUAUUAUAAUCAGAGGUUUAUUGUAACACCUCUAUAGUUUUCCUCAUGGAUGAACAGAGACUUCACAAUGAAGAGUCAGUGAAUAUAUUUAACUCCUGUGGAGUCAAAGACAAAGUAAUUAUUUGCAAUGUUUGAUAUGCAAAUGUUAUAGUUUCUUCUUAUGAAGGAUAU